Molecule: messenger RNA, 2229 nt
Organism: Conger conger (European conger)
Lineage: Eukaryota; Metazoa; Chordata; Actinopteri; Anguilliformes; Congridae
Gene: nup85
Product: nucleoporin 85
Exons: 19
Coding region: 138-2099 (653 amino acids)
Biological process (GO): protein import into nucleus; positive regulation of DNA-templated transcription; mRNA export from nucleus
Cellular component (GO): nuclear pore outer ring
Molecular function (GO): structural constituent of nuclear pore
Source: RefSeq, a predicted model, not a curated record
AGUUAGCCUUUCCUUAAAGGAGACGGGGUCCUUUUACUGGUCGCAGAGGCGCCGGAUUUUGUAGCGUCUGGUUAUAAGUAUUAUAUACUGUAUUGUUUCCAUGAGCUUUAUUUAAACGAUUAUCUCCCCCCAGCGCAAUGGAGGAGGUUGACGUCGAGCCGACAACUACACCCAUUCCAGGCAUCGACUUCACCCAGAAGCACCUAGGAUUUGUGUGGGGCCCGGGGGACAUCCUGGUCUACGAGACGAAGUACGGAGCAACAGGCGCUGCCUCUGUCGACCAGGGGUGUCCUUUCGUUCACGUGGUGAGGAAAGACGAGGACAUAUACUCCCCGAUUCUGAGGAAGCUCUUUAACGAGUCCCAUCACAUAUUUGUGGGGCUACAGAAGAUCAAAGAGGAUGUGCCAAGCAAAAACAAGAAAUCCCAGUUUGUCAGUAUAAGCAAGAACUACAGAUCGGUGAUCAGAGCUUGCAUGGAGGAACUUCAGCAAGUUGCAGUGUCUACGCGAGAUGCAACUUUAGCAACGCAGUACGGCAAUCAGGUGUCGAUUCUGCUGGCGGUUGAGCUGAUCUGGAACCUGUGUGAGGUGCUGUUCAUCGAAGCAGCUCCAGCCGGCGCUCUACAGCUCCACCUGCUGGACUGGGUGCGCCUGCACAAGGCGGACGUGGACGAGAAGGCGCGGGAGGUGCUGCAGAGCGAGAGCCCGGCCGAACACCCCGCGUACUGGGACGUGGCCAUCAGCUACGUGCUCCAGGGGCGGACGGACGAGGCCCGGCAGGUCCUGGUGAAGCAGGCCUCCCUGCAGCCUGCAGCCCGGCUCAUGUUCAAGCUCCUGGACUCGCUCCUGAUGAAGAUGCCCGUCUACAACCCGGGCGGGAACCAGACCCUGACUGAGUUUGACGUUAAGUGGAGGCACUGGCGGGAGGAGUGUGACCGCUGUCUCCAGGACAACUCCUUCGCCAGCAACCGUCACCUGGAGGCCAUCUGCAAGAUCCUGGUUGGUGAUGAGGACACCUUGCUGGAGUAUAAGGAACUUCUGGGGACCUGGUACCACUUCCUGGUGACCCGCUUGCUGUACUCCCAUCCCACCGUGAAGCCCACCGAGCUGCACUACUAUGCACAGUCCAGUAUGGACAUGUUCCUGGAGACCCGCAGUGGCCCUGAGCCCUUGGACAGUAUCCUGCUGGCGGCCUUCGAGUUCGACAUCCACCAGGUGAUCAAGGACUGCAGCAUCGCCCUGAAUAACUGGUGGUUCGUGGCUCAUCUGACCGACCUGCUGGACCACUGCAAACUGCUGCAGUCCCACAACCUGCACUUCGGCUCGAACCUGAGGGAGUUUCUCUUACUGGAGUACGGAGCCGGACUCUUCACUCACCACAGUCUGUGGCAGCUGGCUGUGGGCUACUUUGACCACUGCCCCGAGUUUGGGAGGGUGUACCUGGAGCUGCAGAUAGAGAGAGUGCCCCUGGACUCGGAGCGCAAGGCCCUGAAGGUGCUGCGCAUCUGUGAGCAGAGGCAGAUGGCAGAGCAAGUGCGCAGCAUCUGCAAGAUCAUGGCCAAACGAGCGCUCCGAAACGACCGGCUGGGAUCCGCCCUCUCCUGGAGCAUCCGCGCCAAAGACGCCGCCUUCGCCACGCUGAUCUCAGAGAGAUUCCUGCAGGAUUACUGCACCCGCGGCUCCUUCUCCGACUUGGACGUGAUCGACAACCUGGGCUCAGCCAUGCUGCUCAGCGACAGGCUAACCUUUCUGGGGCAGUACCGUGAGUUCCAUAAGCUGUACGGGGACAAGCGCUUUGUGGAGGCGGCCACGCUGCUGCUGUCGCUGAUGACGGCGAAGAUCGCCCCGCAGAGCUUCUGGAUGACCCUGCUCACGGACGCGCUGCCCCUGCUGGAACAGAAACAGGUCAUCUUCUCAGCUGACCAAACGUACGAGCUCAUGCACUGCCUGGAGGAGCUGACAGCCGGAAAGACCAUCCCCAACACCGAUCACCCCAUGCAGGAUGAGGAUGUGGAGGUCACCAAGGUGGAGUUGCUGCGACUGGCUCUGGCCCGGAACCUGGCCCAGGCCAUCGUGAAGGAGGGCACGGUGGAUGGCUAGCGCACGCCCGAGGGCUAGCGCACGGCCGCCCUAGCUGGCUUGGGCCACUCUACUGCUGUACAUAAACUUCAUCACGUCUGAUCGACAUGUAUCCGCUUUGAUAAUAAAACCUUUUUCAAUGUUUUGCAUA